Molecule: messenger RNA, 2505 nt
Organism: Psilocybe cubensis
Lineage: Eukaryota; Fungi; Basidiomycota; Agaricomycetes; Agaricales; Agrocybaceae
Exons: 7
Coding region: 1-2505 (834 amino acids)
Source: RefSeq, a predicted model, not a curated record
AUGACGAACGAAAACAAAACCAAAUUCCCCGACACCCCACGUAGCCAGAAAUCCUUCGGACAGGAUAUUGGCAUCGUGCAGCUUCGGAAUCAGAUUGCGAGAGAAAUGGAUGGCGAAUUCAUAACCUGCCCCGUCGAGAGCUUCAUGGAAACCUAUCUCCCUUUCGUUCCAACCGAGAAGGAGACGCAAUACUUUGUUAAGAAGCUCUUAGAAGACAUUCCAACGGGACGUGGCGCAGGACCUUACGCUCUUCGCAGUGACACAGACCCGAUAUCAUCCGUUUUAACUGGCGACGAGACAAAUUUUGCUUUUCGGGCGUACCCGCCCAAGAAAAAAAUGGCAGUACUGACUGACAACGAAAUCGCUGUCUUUAAAGGGUGGGAAAAGAUCGCUGAGACCAUUGGGAAUAUCGACUACCCUGGACAGCGAAACCGUAACAAAUUCAGCUACGUGAACGUGCCAUACAAGCCGAUAGAUUCUCCCAAUCGCGGCUCCAACAACAAGAUCGAUGCCGCAUUCGUCGCAGCUUUCGAAAAGAACAAGCCGCUUCUGACUACGGACAUAGCAGUUGUAAUGGAACACAAGUUGUCAGAGUCGCAGAAACGGCAAAACGCUUUGCAAGCUGUAUCUGCCAAUGUUCAGAUCAUGAACGACGACGUCCGUCGUAUGUUUACUUUUGGGAUCACGGGCGAACAGCGCAACGUCACGCUGUGGUACCAUGGCCGCUCGCAUUCAGCCGCAUCGCAUACCUUCGACUUCACCGAGAAUCCCAAAUUAUUCAUUCAAGUCUUCAUUGCGUUUUCUUUCGCAACGGAGGAAGAACUUGGUUACGAUCCAACGGUGACGCUCGAAGCAGACGGGAAUUACAUGUUCAAGCUUCCCGAAUCACCAGGCAGCAAAAAGUUUCGUCUAUUUCGUACUUUGGAACCCUUAUCGCUAUAUCGCUCGAACAACAUCACUGGCCGCAUGGCGCGUGUUUAUAAAGUCGUCGAAAUCAACGAAAGUGGCGAGGAGUUUGGAGAUCCCCUCGUUCUGAAAGAUGUAUGGCUCGACAGCACUGCGGAGACCGAAAGGAAGAUACAGGACACCAUUUUUGGCGAUAUUGAACAAUUUUGGAAUAGUACGGACGAACCGACGGAACUCAAAGAGAUCAAAAAAGCCCACCAACAGAUUGUUCUUGAUGGAAGCUACAAGAAGUACUUUCUCGAAAUUGUCCUUGACCACAGUGGACAGUUAACCAAACUACGAGCAAAAGAUGGAACCCAAACAACAGAUCUACUCGCUGAGCCCGACCCUGCAUCACAUGUCCCACGAACCGGUACUAAAACUCAAAAAUCACAGCUGCAGAACGUCCAGGCAUCCGUCAACACUCAUCCCAUUGCUUCGAGAACACCAAAGCGUCCAGUAGUCCUGCGUGAAUAUUCACCAAAGAGGCAGUAUCGCGUUCUAUUCAAAGAGCUUUGUGAAACCGUUGGACGACUCGAAACCCUUGGAGAAGUUGUCAAUGUGCUCUAUCAAACACUCACCCCCCUUCAACUUUUAUUCUGUGCGGGAUGGGUCCAUAGGGACAUCAGUUCCGGAAACAUACUUGCAUUCAAGAAAAAUUUAGAGAGCAAGGGGGAGUGGUUUGCGAAGCUCUCUGACCUCGAAUAUGCCAAGAAAUUUCCUUUGCCAAACGCCUCAGCGCAUGCUGCAAAUCCAAAGACGGGAACUCCUUACUUUAUGCCUCUGGAGGUCAUGCUCUCAACUUAUCUCUUUUCUUCCGACCACGAUGAUACGAUAAGAGCGAAGGAACAUCUCCCCCCGUCGCCUGGUCUUGAAGGAAAUACACUUGAGAUUGACGAAUUACAGAUUGUGGCACAGGGCAUCGCCAAAUUUCAAAGAAAGGCUUUCGAAACUGCGACGGCCGAGCCGCCGGCUGGUGUCGCUCAUAACUUUCAGCACGAUCUAGAAUCAUUAUGGUGGAUUCUUCUUUGGAACGUAUGCUGCCGCCUCGACCCAGAACAAUCGACACCGUCUCUGCAGAAUUUUGGCAAGGCCAUUUUCAUAAAUGAGAUCAGGCCGACUGAUGCUCGAAUCCACUGCAUCACCAAAGCCACAUUCGGAGAAUCCAUGACGGUUAGCGCUCCAAAGUCAAUCUAUUCCUUUGUUGCUUCACUCUUCUUCUUGAGGCAGAAUCUCUACAGCGAAUAUGUCGAUCGUGGUCGCGAAGGCGCAUACAAUGAUGUUGGGUCAUAUGCCAAGAUCCACAACACAUUCUUCUACGUGUUUAAGCUGCUCAACAUACAGGCCACCGAGGCACUUGAUUCAGGCGCCGGGGACGGUAGAGAUUUGCAUUGGUCGGAGCUUCGUUUGCUGGUGAAGAAUCAUAGUAAUACGGCGGCAGAGGGAUCCAUCGUGGGUGAACCGGAGCGUAAGCGUCCUCGAUCCAACGAAGACCAUGUCGAUGCGAGGGCGGUCGAGAGUGAAGGCAGGCCCAACCCCAAGCAACCUAGAAAGAAGUGA